Molecule: messenger RNA, 881 nt
Organism: Solanum dulcamara
Lineage: Eukaryota; Viridiplantae; Streptophyta; Magnoliopsida; Solanales; Solanaceae
Product: mediator of RNA polymerase II transcription subunit 10b-like
Exons: 5
Coding region: 102-707 (201 amino acids)
Biological process (GO): positive regulation of transcription by RNA polymerase II
Cellular component (GO): chromatin; mediator complex
Molecular function (GO): transcription coregulator activity
Source: RefSeq, a predicted model, not a curated record
AACCAAACCCAUAUGAUAUCUAACAUUCUAAAAAAAAAAACAAAGAAAGUAUAAAACGAAUUCAUUCUGGAAUUCGCAAUUCGCAAAUCCAAACAUAAGCCAUGGACUCAUCACAGCAUAACUCUGCUGCCGGUAGCAUCGGCGGCAACGGAAUAAUAAACCCUAAAUCCAACGACGCAUCACCGGUCGAUUUAGCGGCCAGCGCCGCUGCUUCCACCGCUGGUUCACCCGCCGAGGAGUCAAAGCAGAAUCUCAAUCAAGUCAUAAAUUCAAUCGACAAAACCCUAGGGAUUCUCCACCAGCUUUAUCUCACCGUCUCUUCUUACAACGUAUCCUCUCAACUUCCCCUUCUUCAACGCAUGAAUAAUCUUGUGCUUGAGCUUGAUAAUAUGGCGAAAUUGGGAGAGAAAUGCAAUAUUCAAGUGCCAAUGGAGGUUCUGAACUUGAUUGAUGAUGGGAAGAAUCCAGAUGAAUUUACAAGGGAUGUGUUGAAUAGUUGUAUUGCCAAGAACCAAAUCACUAAGGGGAAAACAGAUGCAUUCAAGGGUUUGCGAGGGCAUCUCCUGGAGGAGCUUGAACAGGCUUUCCCUGAGGAAGUGGAAGCUUAUAGGGAGAUUCGUGCAGCUUCUGCAGCUGAGGCAAAGCGUUUGGCUCAAGCGCAAAGUCUAUUACCAAAUGGAGAUGUAAAGGUGAAGCCUGAAAUUUAACUUCCACAGGUGGAAGUUGUAUUGAACUUCUCAGGUUAAUUUAACAUAUUUCCUUAUUAUUAAUGGGCUUUAAUGUCCUUACCUGUUAAAGAAGCCUUUAGAUUUUCAAGAAUGUAAAAUGUAUGUAUAAUAGAUUUAUGGAUCACAAAUUUAUUCAAGAUCUUGUUCAUUGUA